Dictyostelium discoideum AX4 is the source of this 1479-nucleotide messenger RNA. It is a transcript of the gene CYP513A3, whose product is annotated as cytochrome P450 family protein. The record is from RefSeq and is a predicted model, not a curated record. Bases 1 to 1479 code for a protein of 492 amino acids. The transcript is spliced from 2 exons. Lineage: Eukaryota; Evosea; Eumycetozoa; Dictyosteliales; Dictyosteliaceae.
AUGACUAGUUUAACAUUAUAUUUGAUUAUAUUUUCAAUUAUCUUAUAUUUGUUUGUAAAUAGAAAUAAAAGAAAAAAUUUAAAAAUUCCAGGACCUAAUGGAAUUCCAAUUUUCGGUAAUUUAUUAUCUUUAAGUGGUGAAAUGCAUUUAACACUACAAGAAUGGUAUAAAACUUAUGGAUCUGUAUUUUCCAUUAGAAUGGGUAAUAUUGAUACAGUGGUUUUAACUGAAUAUCCAACUAUUAGAAAAGCAUUUGUUGAUAAUUCAUUAGCAUUUGCAAGUAGAUAUCAAUUGAAAAGUAGAGUUGUAUUAACUGGUGCUAAAGAUCUUGCUAUUCAAAAUGGUGAAAUUCAUUCAUUAUUGAAAAAAGUAGUUUUAUCAGAAAUGACUACAACCAAAAUCAAAAGAAUGGAAAUUCAUAUAAUUAAAGAAACUGAAAAAAUUUUAAAAAUUUUAGAUAAACAUGCUGAACGAGGUGAACCAUUUAUAAUUAAUAAUUAUUUAAAUAUGUUUUCAAUGAAUGUUAUACUUCGAUUUUUAUUAGGUAUUGAUUAUCCAUAUGAAAAUGUUGAUGAAACAGUUGGAUAUGUUAAAAGCAUUAAAAGUUUCUUUGCAGUUGCUGGUCUCCCAAUUCUAUCAGACUUUAUUCCUAUCCCAUUGAAAAAAUCUGGUGUUUUCUUUGACUCUUAUAAAGAAUUAGAAAUUGAAACUGAUAAAUUAAUUGAAAAAUUUAAAAAAUCUAGAAAUGAGAAAAUUGAAAAUGGAACAUACAAUGAAGAAGAAGAUGAAUCAAUUCUAUCAAAAUUAUUAAAAGAAUAUGAACAUGGUAAUAUCACAUGGGAAUGUGUUUCACAUACAUGUAUUGAUAUAAUUUCCGCUGGUACUGAUACUUCUGCAAAUACAUUGGUUAUGGCAUUGAUUGAAUUAAUAAAUAAUCAAGAAAUUCAAUCUAAAGCUUUUUCAAGUAUUAGAUCAUCAUGUUUAAAUGAUUCAAAUGAUGAUGAUGAUGAUGAUGAAAUUGUAAUCACUCAUAGUAAAUAUCGUUCAUUAUUACCUUACAUUUCAAUGAUAAUUAAAGAAACAUUUAGAAAACAUCCAAUUGCUUUACUUGGUUUACCACAUGUUACAACUGAAGAUGUUGAAAUUGAUGGAUAUAAAAUUGAAGCUGGUACAUAUAUCAUUCAAAAUAUUUUCUCAAGUCAUAGAAGUGAUAAAAUUUUCCAAUCACCAAAUGAAUUCAUUCCAGAAAGAUUCUUUGAAUCAUCUCAAAAUCAAGGUUUAAUUCAUUUUGGUUUAGGUGUUAGAGACUGUGUUGGAAAGUCAUUAGCAGAGUGUGAAAUUUUCACAUUAAUUGCAACCUUAUUAAAUAGAUAUCAAUUUAUUAAUCCAAAUAAUUCAAAAAAAUUAAAUGAUAUUGGUACAUUUGGUUUGGCUCAAGUUUGUCCAGAUACUAAUAUUAUUUUAAAAAAAAGAAUUUAA